This is a messenger RNA of Durio zibethinus, 912 nucleotides long. RefSeq names its product heavy metal-associated isoprenylated plant protein 9-like. Gene Ontology annotation, molecular function: metal ion binding. The record is from RefSeq and is a predicted model, not a curated record. NCBI's taxonomy places the organism in Eukaryota, Viridiplantae, Streptophyta, Magnoliopsida, Malvales, Malvaceae.
AUGGGUGAGGAAGCUAAGCAGGAACAACCCCCAGCAGAGGAGAAGAAAGAAGAUAAAACAGAAGAGAAAAAGGAAGAGAAGACAGAAAAGAAGCCAGCAGAAGAAAAGAAAGAGGAACCGCCACCGCCAUCUCCUCCUUUCGUCUUGUUUGUGGACUUGCAUUGUGCUGGAUGUGCAAAGAAAAUUGAGAAAUCCAUUAUGAAGGCUAGAGGUGUGGAAGAAGUUGCGAUAGAUAUGCCUCAAAACCAAGUGACUAUAAAGGGAAUAAUCGAACCCAAAGCAAUAUGUGCUAAAAUCAUGAAGAGAACCAAGAGAAGAGCUAAAGUACUGUCUCCCUUGCCUGCAGCUGAGGGUGAACCUAUGCCGGAUAUUGUCACUUCACAGGUCAGUGGGCUAACAACCGUGGAGCUGAACGUAGACAUGCAUUGCCAAGCCUGUGCUGAGCAACUCAAGAGAAAGAUACUAAAAAUGAGAGGCGUACAAAGUGCGGUCACCGACCACAGCACGGGGAAAGUUACAGUCACGGGUACCAUGGAUACAAACAAGCUAGUGGAUUAUGUGUAUAGACGCACAAAAAAGCAGGCCAGGAUUGUGUCCCAGCCGGAGACCGAGCCUCAACCUGAACCCGAGAAACCGGAGGAGAAAAAAGAGGGCGAAGAGAAGCCAGCGGAAAAAGCCAAACCUGAAGAAAACGCAAAGAAAAAAGAAGAAGAAAAGCCAACCGAAGAAGCUAACAACGAAGCCGAAAACAAAGAAGGGAAGGAAGAGAAGAAAGAAGGAGCAGAAGACAAUGAAGAGGAAUCAAUGCAGAGAAUGAUCUACUACUACCAGCCUCUCUACGUUAUCGAGCGAAUGCCGCCUCCUCCUCAGCUCUUCAGCGAUGAAAAUCCCAACGCUUGUUGCAUUUCCUAG